Colletotrichum orchidophilum is the source of this 846-nucleotide messenger RNA. Its product is annotated as GMP synthase. Bases 1 to 846 code for a protein of 281 amino acids. The transcript is spliced from 2 exons. NCBI's taxonomy places the organism in Eukaryota, Fungi, Ascomycota, Sordariomycetes, Glomerellales, Glomerellaceae. Gene Ontology annotation, cellular component: cytosol; nucleus. The record is from RefSeq and is a predicted model, not a curated record.
AUGUCGAAGAAAUACCCUGCCCCCGACGCGCCAGUGGUGCGGAUAAUUGUGAUAGAGACGGACAACCCUCAUCCAGACACCCAUGCGGCGAAAGGUAGCUUUGGAGAAAUUCUGCACACUCACUUCCAACAUGCCGGCGCCGAGCACGAUCCCCCGCUGGGAGUCGAAACAGACCAGAAGUUUGUCGUGGAGGACAAGGGAGGCACAGUCCCACCGUUUGAGGAUUUUGACAGCUAUCAGGGUGUCCUAAUCACCGGAAGCAUGUAUGACGCCCACGGAGACAACCCUUGGAUUCUCAAGCUCCUGGGAGUUCUUCAAGAACUCUGGGAGCGCCGGCCGGAUCUCCACUUCAGCGGCGUGUGCUUCGGCCACCAGCUUCUCAACCGGAUGCUCGGCGCCAAAGUCGCAUCAGCGCCGUCACAGGACUGGGAACUCGGCCACUGCCGAAUCGACCUUUCACCAGUAGGAAAGCGACUAUUUCACACUAACGACGACUAUGUGCACCUCCACCAAAUGCACCAAGACCAAGUCGUCGCGCAGCCGACAACCGCGAGCUCCAAAGGGCUACUGAAGCCGAGCAACAAGGUCGAUGUUUGGGGUCACAGCGAGCACACCAAAGUGCAGGGCGUUUACAUCAAGGGCCGGCUCUUCACGUCGCAGGCGCAUCUAGCAUUCGACGAGGACAUGGUCAAGAGACAGAUCCAGAUGAGGAUUGAUAGUGGCGGCAUACAGGAUAUGGAACAUGCGGAUCGGGCGGCGGAGACGGCGCAUUGGGAGCAUGAUGGUGACUUGGUGGCUGCUGCCAUUCUCAGGUUCUUUCAUGGCGACGAUGAUGAGAUAGAUUGA